CAAUUGGCUUUCAAUGCAAACACGUGUCGACUGAAGAGCACCGCUAAUAGGGAUGACGGCGUGAAUGGGCUGAAGAGGCGACUGGAAAGCGGACCCCAAUUGUCUCAGUUCAUCGACGGAACCGUUGGAAGCGCUGAUCGAUGGAGUGAUUACAGCGGGAAACUGAAACGCGAGGCCGGAGAACACCAACGAUUACGACUCCCGCCGUGGCUUAAGAAGGAGAUCCCAAUCGGCCAUAACUAUCACAAACUGAAACAAUCGUUACGAGCGUUGGGUUUGAAUACGGUGUGCGAAGAGGCCAAGUGUCCCAACAUUGGCGAGUGUUGGGGCGGCGGAGAGCACGCGACGGCCACCGCCACAAUCAUGCUGUUGGGCGACACGUGUACCCGCGGCUGUCGGUUCUGCUCCGUGAAGACAUCCCGAGCGCCGCCACCGCCCGACCCCAACGAGCCCUACAAUACGGCCAAAGCCAUAGCCGAGUGGGGUUUGGAUUACGUGGUGUUGACUUCUGUGGACAGGGAUGACAUGCCCGACGGCGGAGCCAAUCAUUUCGCGCGAACUGUUCAGCAAUUAAAGCUAAUGAAUGGCGCGAUUUGUGUCGAGUGUUUGACGCCCGACUUCAGGGCCGACAAGAGUGCCAUCGAAACAGUGGCCACAUCUGGUCUCGACGUUUACGCCCAUAACGUGGAAGCGGUUGAGGCGUAUCAGCGCUUCGUUCGCGACCCACGAGCUAACUAUAAACAAUCCAUUGAUGUCUUAAAGUUUGCCAAACAUAUAACCAAACAAAUGAAUGGAGAGUCAGUCAUAACGAAGACGUCGAUUAUGUUGGGCUUCGGAGAGACGGACGCGCAGGUGAUGAAAACGAUGGACGACUUGAGGGCGGCGGGCGUCGAUUGCGUGACAUUAGGACAGUAUAUGCAACCGACCAAACGGCACAUCAAAGUCGUUGAAUACGUGACGCCCGAGAAGUUUAAGCGAUGGGAAGAAUACGGCAAUGAAUUGGGUUUCAUGUAUACGGCCAGCGGUCCACUCGUCCGCUCGAGCUAUAAGGCCGGA
Messenger RNA from Medioppia subpectinata, 1056 nucleotides. The record is from the annotation of a GenBank genome assembly. Lineage: Eukaryota; Metazoa; Arthropoda; Arachnida; Sarcoptiformes; Oppiidae.